UUCCAAUCCAAGACCCCUCAGUCGAUUCUUCUUCGGAAAAGCAACAUUGCAGCAUCUUGCAUCAGCCCACCAUGUCUGAAGAGCAUCCGGUACUAAAGCCGAAAAAGCGGAAUUCUGCCGAUGCUGAGAGUGUCGCUGAUACACCUGCUCCAAGGAGUAAGAGGGGGAAAUACACCUCUGUUGCUUGUGAUGAUUGUAAGAAAAAGAAACUCAAGUGUAUUCCCUCUGAGGAUAAUACGUGUGAGAGAUGUAUCGCCGGUGGUUUGACGUGUACCUUUGCCACGAGUACACAAGCUACCAAAGAAAAACCUGAUGAAAAUCAGAAUAUUCAAGCUCUAAAUCAUCAAUUAUCAGAGCUUCGUCAACAAAUGUCAGAUUUAGUCGGUGUCGUCCGGGAACUCAAAGACCAGAACCAGAACCAAAACCAUCCCCAAGAUGCAUCAACCGUAUCAUCACACAACAUCGUAACCCACUCACCAGCAAGCACUCACCGCGGCGAAAUGCCCAAACAGCCCCAAUUCGUGGGUCCAACGCGUUCAGCCUUUGGUAUCCUCGUCAGCGAACGCUCCCUAAAUCGCAUGGGCGUUCCAAAGUUCGAUUCAAUGCCGCCUAGCGGUGCCCAAUCACCUUCUGAACCAGUCCUCGAUUCUAUUAACGAUUUGAGUUUCUGGCACUGCUGUACGGCGAGUGACAUUACCACUUAUCUUGUUAAUUUCCAGGAAGAGGUUGAAUCUGUGUAUCCGUUUAUUGAUAUUGCAGAGUAUAUUGCUCAGUCGAAGGAGAUAUUGCAGGCGAUUCGUGGUGGGGGAUUGGGGUUUGAGGAUGAGGCGAAGUUGAGUAGUAAGGAUAUUGAUAUUGCAAAGGUGGCGAUAUCAACGGGGAUUUUGUUGGAGGAGCCGAGUAAGCUUGAGUUGGCUACUGCGAUAGUAGACUCGGUGCAGACGAAUGUGUCGAGCAUUCUAAGUCCACAAGUCGACCUUAAAGAAGUUCAACUCUUAGCCAUGCUGAGCAUAUACUACUUCCACGCAGGCGAAGAACUAUUAGCAUGGCGCUCCAUCGGCAUAGCAGCACGCCAAGCUUUAGAAAUGGGCCUCCAUCGAAAAAGGAGUCUUUUGGAUAACUUCAAAGACACUGAUUCUCGACGAUUAGCUACACGCGUGUUUUGGUGUGUCUACGUCCUUGAUCGGCGAUGGAGUUUUGGAACGAGUUUAUCGUUUGCACUCGUUGAUAAGGAUGUUGAUCCAGAGUUACCAAAGCCGGAUGAGGAAUAUCUGUAUUUGCAGUGUAUGGUUGGAUAUGGUCAACUAUGCUCUAAAAUCUGGGAAGCUAUUCCGCCUUUUGGAUCAGCGUCUCAAACUAUUCCUGACGAUACAGCUGCUGUUCUUGAUUUACGAACUCAAGAUUGGCUUGAUUCAAUCCCACCUCAUCUCCGACUCCGUCAUCCUCGUCUUGGUCUUGCACCACGAGCGCAACCAAGACUCCCACAUCGUCUCCGUGCAUUAUUAUACCUCCGAGGAAACUACGCUCGUAUCCUUAUUUAUCGACAUCAUUUGAUGAGUACGGCUAGCAUAGCCGCAAAUCCGCAGAAUGCAUGGUUGGUAGUGGACAUAGCACAGGAUACUAUUCAAGUCCUGGUUCAUCUCCACGCUACAACGGAUAUCUACAAACGACAGCAGAACGUCUUCAACUACUUUCUGCUCAGUGCUUUGGCAGUUAUCUUCCUAGCUGUGUGUCACGCCCCAGAGAUUUUCUCCCUGCCGUGUAAACGCACAUUCUCAGAUGGCGUUGAAUUGGUCAGAGGCUUAUCUCGACACAACAUUGUCAGCAAAAGACUUUGGAAGAGUAUUCGCGGCAUGAUACCCCGAAUGAACACCUUUGGUUUUCCUCAAAACGGUGAAGAUGGUGAGGCGCGGAAAGACGAUGAAAAUGGCCAAAAUGGAACGACAAACGAUCAGAACGCUCCGCAGGUUGAGGUCAACACGGAAGACCAAGUUCCCAUGGCAAUGCCCGAAAACGAAUCUUUCUCUUUCGGCGAUAUGAUGUUUGGCGACACAGACGUGGCAAACUCCGUACCCGAUAUGUUCCAAAUGAGCGAAUCUCUCCUAAACCUCUUCAACGCCUUUGGCGAGGGACAGCAAUUCCUAAAUCCUGUCCCAAGUACGUUCAGCGAAGAGGGAGAAUACGCUAUGGCUGCGGAGCAAGGGAAGGAUAUAUCCAUGAGAUUCCAAGGUUUAAUAUGAGAAAAUCUUAUUCU
Molecule: messenger RNA, 2254 nt
Organism: Fusarium redolens
Lineage: Eukaryota; Fungi; Ascomycota; Sordariomycetes; Hypocreales; Nectriaceae
Exons: 5
Coding region: 72-2240 (722 amino acids)
Biological process (GO): positive regulation of transcription from RNA polymerase II promoter by galactose; DNA-templated transcription
Cellular component (GO): nucleus
Molecular function (GO): DNA-binding transcription factor activity, RNA polymerase II-specific; RNA polymerase II cis-regulatory region sequence-specific DNA binding; zinc ion binding
Source: RefSeq, a predicted model, not a curated record